Molecule: messenger RNA, 2831 nt
Organism: Ylistrum balloti
Lineage: Eukaryota; Metazoa; Mollusca; Bivalvia; Pectinida; Pectinidae
Product: poly(A)-specific ribonuclease PNLDC1-like
Exons: 22
Coding region: 39-1661 (540 amino acids)
Biological process (GO): nuclear-transcribed mRNA poly(A) tail shortening
Cellular component (GO): endoplasmic reticulum; cytoplasm
Molecular function (GO): RNA binding; poly(A)-specific ribonuclease activity
Source: RefSeq, a predicted model, not a curated record
ACUACACAUUGUGUUUGUAUAAAAAAAAACAAGCAACAAUGGUUGAAGUACUCAAGUCAACAUUCGAAGAACAUCUUCCACUUAUCGAAAGCAGUAUAAAAAGUGCCGACUUCAUAGCAGUCGACACAGAGUUUACAGGGCUGGAGAAAAGUGCCAAGGAAAGAACAAAUUUGUUUGAUACCACUGAGGAGAGAUACCAGAAAAUGAAAUGUUCCAUGUCAGAGUUCACAAUACUACAGAUAGGAUUGUCAGCAUUCAGGAGGCAAUCCAGCAACAGUUACCUAGCCACAACUUUUAACUUUUACCUCUACCCACCUUCCUUUGGGCCUGUUGAUGUCCGCUUCCUUGUUCAGGCAUCCAGUUUCCAAUUCUUAUGCAAGUAUGAUUUUGACUUCAAUAAGUAUGUUUAUGAUGGGAUACCAUACCUGAAUAAACCUCAGAUAUUUGCAGUAAAAAAAUAUCUCCAUGCCAGGGCCAUGAAUAAUGGGAGACAGAGGGUCAAUGAGGUUGACGAAGAUGUGCUCCAAGCAUUUUGUUCACGUGUGGCUGAGUGGCUGGUCCAAACAGAGAAUGAUCAAAGUGCAGUACUGGAAGUAGCUGAUGAGGAAAUUCCAGAACUUGAAUAUGUAAAAUCCUUCAUACUGCGGGCAGAGCUCAGAGAAAGAUUUAAAAACAUUUGGAUUUCUGUAUUAGAAGGUCAGCAGAGGAUUGUACGGAUAUCAAAAUUGAGCAAGAUGCAGAUGAAGAAUGCUAUGGAGAAUGAACAAGAUAAGGAAAAAUUACUUGAUAAUUUGAAAGGAUUUACCAGAGUUUUUAAGAUGUUGAAAGGAGGUGUUCCAAUCAUUGGACACAACAUGUUCCUGGAUCUGUUGCUGAUGUAUGACAAGUUUCAUGAACCUUUACCAGAUACUUUUGAAGAGUUCAAGAAAGAAAUGCAGAAUGUUUUCCCAUAUGUUUAUGAUACAAAACACAUUUGCAACAACACAAGGAAGCUUUACAGGGAUUCCUCACUGAUAAAUAACUCCUCACUGGGGAUGCUGUACCAGAGUCUCUCCAGCCCUGAAGGUCAGCAGUUUGUGAUCGAUACGCCAUCUGUAGUCCAUGCCACUGAUAAUUACAAGGGGAAAUCUCUGCCCCAUGAAGCUGGAUAUGAUGCCUAUAUGUGUGGCUUUGUGUUUUUGAGACUGUCCCACAUACUGACGUUCCUAGAUGUAAAAUCUACAGAAGUGAGACCUUGUCGGUUCAGUCGCUACCUAACAGAGAUGAAACCCUACAGAAACAAGAUAAACAUAAUUAGAGGAAAUGUACACUACGUGCGUUUAGAUGGUCCAGAUCCACCAUCCGAUCGCACUGACUUGCUGUUUGUCCAAUCAAAAGACCCAUCAUACGAGCUACAUCCCUUACAGUUGAUCAGAUGGUUUUCUCGGUAUGGCACAGUAGAUGUUCAAGUUACCAACUCACAAAGAGCUUUAGUUGCUACAACGCAUUAUAAAUGUUCGAAGGAUAUUCUUAAAGCUUUCAGAAGUCACCAAAAUAUCUCAGUCACAAAGUACAACAAGUGGAAACAUUCCCCAGUGAUCAGAAAAUGCAUGUGGGCUGGAGCCAUUUUGUCUGGUGGAGCUUGUUUGCUGGCAUUAUUGUCAAGUCGCAAGAAGGAUUGAGAAAAAUCUUUUAAGUUUGGAAGUAACCUGUUUAAGAUCAACUGAUUCAACCAUGUGAAAGUAACCUGUUCAAGAUCAAAUGAUUCAACCCUAUUAAAUGGAUGAUGCCAGUCAUCCAUGUAGGAGUUACAAAUAAAAUCCUACAUUAUGGACAGUCCAAGUGUUGUGUGUAGGAGUUACCCUACAUUAUGGACAGUCCGUGUGAUGUGUGUAGGAGUUACCCUACAUUAUGGACAGUCCACAUGAUGUGUGUAGGAGUUACCCUACAUUAUGGACAGUCCACAUGUUGUGUGUAGGAGUUACCCUACAUUAUGGACAGUCCACAUGUUGUGUGUAGGAGUUACCCUACAUUAUGGACAGUCCAGGUGAUGUGUGUAGGAGUUACCCUACAUUAUGGACAGUCCGUGUGAUGUGUGUAGGAGUUACCCUACAUUAUGGACAGUCCGUGUGAUGUGUGUAGGAGUUACCCUACAUUAUGGACAGUCCACGUGAUGUGUGUAGGAGUUACCCUACAUUAUGGACAGUCCAUGUGAUGUGUGUAGGAUUUACCAAUAUAAUUCUACAUUAUGGACAGUCCACAUGAUGUGUGUAGGAGUUACCCUACAUUAGGGACAGUCCACAUGAUGUGUGUAAUACUUACCCUACAUUAUGGACAGUCCACGUGAUGUUUGUAGGAGUUACGAAACAUGGUGUCUGCAGUAACGAAUGUGGUCUUACUUUCUGGAUGGUCAAGGUGAUGUAUCUAGGAAUUCCGAAUACAGUCCUACUUCAUGGAUAAUCCAUAUGGUGUAUACAGUAGAAACAGAACUCUGCAGACAAAACAAGCAUAACUGUCUGUAAGGACAAGUACAGUUGUCCCCUAGAGAUCCUUCCCAAAUCAAUGGACGGUGUCUAUCAUCUUUGAAGGAAUAACACCUGCCAUCUUUGUAGAAAUAUAAUCUUAAUAAUUCACAGAACUGGAGAGAGAAUUGGCAUAGACUGUGAUCUGUGUUUCAUUAUACUGUGAUAAUUGACAUUGUUAUUGAGACCUGCAGUAUGGUUUUUGAAUUUUUGGGUGUCAGAAAUAUUAAUUAAAAUGGAAUAUGACAGAUAUUCCCAAGCAAAAAAUUAGAAUCAAAAUAGGAAACUUGCUUUGGAAGGCAGCAUGCUGUUGAAUACCGUUUUAACAGA